Molecule: messenger RNA, 2730 nt
Organism: Lottia gigantea (owl limpet)
Lineage: Eukaryota; Metazoa; Mollusca; Gastropoda; Lottiidae
Exons: 6
Coding region: 12-2165 (717 amino acids)
Source: RefSeq, a predicted model, not a curated record
AAACCAGCAAAAUGUUGUUUUAUACAGGACUUGUCAUCGUGGCUUGUAUUGUUUCUUCCAAUGCAAUAUUCGAAAAGAAAUGUGACGCUGUCGACUUGGUUUUCAUAGUCGAUACAUCAAACAGCAUUUGGCCCGUGAACUUCGAUAUGUACAUUAAACCCUUUCUCCAAAAUGUAACCGAAAUGUUCUUAAUUGGACCUGGAAAUAAAGAUUCGAGAGUAGGACUGGUUACUUAUAGUGAUGACUAUCAUCUACAAUUUCACCUGAACUCUCAUUUGACAUCAUCAUCACUCACACAAGGAAUCAAGAACAUGAACUUCCCCAGGGGAAACACCUAUACUCACAAAGCAUUGGAGUACGCAACAGAGACAAUGUUCACUGAGAGACACGGUGAUCGUGAAGAUGUACCAAAUCUUAUCAUCAUUAUAACUGACGGAGUUUCAGCAAAACCAACGCUAACAAAGACUGCAGCUGAUGAAGCAAAACGCCGAGGAAUACAAGUAUUUGCCAUUGGUGUGGGGAUUGAUGUUAACAGUGGAGAACUGGACGAUAUGGCUAGCGAGCCACAUGAGACCUUCGCUUUUAGAAUAUCAGAAUACAGCGCUCUCAGGCAGAUCAGCAGAAAUUUUGCAAAUAAAAGAUGUGGAGUUCUUUCAACACCAAAACCAUCGACAACUACAAGGCUCACAACAACUACAAGACCCACAACAACAACUACAAGACCCACAACAACAACAACCACAAAACCUACAACAACAACCACAAGACCCACAACAACAACUACAAGGCCCACAACUUCAACCACAAGACCCACAACAACAACUACAAGGCCCACAACAACAACUACAAGACCCACAACAACAACUGUAGGAACAACAACCGAUGGUUUUAAUAAUGACAAAAAUGCCAACGUAACUUAUUGUGCAGGAAAACCAGCCGACAUAUUUUUCGUAUUGGAUUCGUCUACAAGUGUUUACAUCAACGACUUCAGAUUUAAAAUGCUUACCUUUGUUCGAGAUGUUAUACAUUCCUUUGAUAUCUCUCCUGAAGCCACACGAGUUGGUUUAGUCACUUACUCAGAUGAUGUGAAUCCAGUUUUUGGUUUGAAAGCUCAUAGAAAUAAAGCUAGUCUUUUAAAAGCAAUACAGCCUGAAAGUGUGGAAUACUUGAGUGGAUCGACUAAUACUGCUGAAGCUAUCAAGUAUGUUAGAACCGAGGGAUUUAAACGAGGAGGCUCAGUUCGUCCGGAUGCUGCCCAUGUUAUCAUCAUCAUUACCGACGGCAUUUCCAAAGACCCCGAAUACACAAAGCUAGAAGCCAAAAGGGCAAGGGCGGAAGGCGCUGAUAUAUUUGCAAUUGGUGUAGGAAAAUUCACGGAUGAUGAAGAGCUUAAAGGCAUUGCAAGUGAUCCUGACAGCAAAUACCUAUUUAGUGUGAACAACUAUGCUGCAUUGAAUACCAUUCGUAAUUUACUGGCUCGUGAAACCUGUGACGCAAUAUCAACACCAGUACCUAAUGAUCAAACCACACAAUCAGGUCUACCUAUUUGCUCGCCGUCAAAUAUCCAUUUUGUUUAUGAAUCUGGAAGUAAAUCAUUCUCAGAACGAAAUGCUUUGAUGAACACCAUGAGAAGAUUCACCACAGAUGAAAGAUAUAGAGGAUUACCCAUCAAAACGUCACUGACCACGGAUCCUUGUACUGCUUCAAAUAAGAUACCGUUCGCAAAAUUGGAAGAAUUCCGUCAACAACUUGAUGAAAUGAGAAGUAUCCAGAAAGUAACUAUGCAUUCGUUGAUCAAAAGAGUUCGUCGGAAGUAUACCAACGUUCAACCGGAAGUUACUAAAGUAAUGGUAGCUUUUGUUGACGAGGACACUGACGACCUGAAGAGAAUAUACAGAGAAAUCAGAAAUGCCGAAUAUUGGGGAUUUAAAAUAAUGUUGGUAGCAAUAGGAAAUGUUGACCAGAAGUUCUUGAACAUGGUAGAUUCUUCAGCUCAAAGAAAUGUUGUAAGAGUUAAUGGUUAUGGAGAUUUAAAUAAGUUGGUACUCGAUGUACCCUAUUUGAGAUGUGGUGAAAACCAUACCCAAACCACAAUCAAAGUCAGUACAACAAACAAACCAAGAACCACAACCCAAUUUCAAAUACCAUCAAGAUCUCCAAGAUAAAUUGUGAUACGGAUAAUGCUAUCGAGUGUUUGAACUUCCGACAACAUUGUCAAUUGGUGCAAUAUUCUACGUACUUUGAACUUUAUGUUAAGUGUGAGUGUAUGAGAAAUUGGACGAGUAAUGUGUAAUGUGUAACGAGAACAUGAAGGUAUGAAUGAGAACAUGAAGGUAUGAAUGAGAACAUGAUUAUAUGAAAGACUCGGCUUUAUCCGGAAAUAAAGUCUAUUUCGCAAUAAUGGUGGAUCACAUGGCUACCUACAACUUUGUGUUCCAAAAGCAGAUUUUGUGACAUGAGUAAAUUGUUGUAUUUUAACAAACGUGUGUGAUAAUAUUAUUUAGCGAGCCAUAUUAGAUCUGAUAUUUAAGAACAAUAUGCAUAAGUGUUAGAUGUCGCUGUCGGUGUUCUGAACGGUGAUUUUUUUGCAAUAAUAUUAUAUAGACAUUCUUCGUACCGUAUUUACAAUUUUUUAAAUGUUUUAUAUUUUAAUUAUUGAAUUUGAUUUAUUUUUGUAUCUUAUUACUACUACUUACGUCAGCUUUUAACAAAUAAAUUACAUUUUUUAAA